Megalops cyprinoides (Indo-Pacific tarpon) is the source of this 3235-nucleotide messenger RNA. RefSeq names its product ADAMTS-like 2 (gene adamtsl2). Gene Ontology annotation, biological process: extracellular matrix organization. The record is from RefSeq and is a predicted model, not a curated record. The coding region runs from base 221 to 3073 and encodes 950 amino acids. Gene Ontology annotation, cellular component: extracellular matrix. The transcript is spliced from 19 exons. NCBI's taxonomy places the organism in Eukaryota, Metazoa, Chordata, Actinopteri, Elopiformes, Megalopidae.
AGCAGCAGCAGCCCAGCGCUUGGCACGGGGAGGGAGAGGGUUUUCAUAGGCGUUCCCCCUGCUGCCACUCUUUUCCUGCUGUGAUUGGGGGAGUGGGAGGAGGGAGGGGAGAGGGAUGCUGGCGCACACCUUGCCUUCUCACAGACACAUCUUCACCACACUGUGCUGCCCACACUGACCCAGCAUCAUAAGACUACACAACCCCAGGACUGCAGCUAGGAUGAUGCAGUGGUCAUGGGCCCAGUGUGUAGAGACCAGCCUGGUGCUACUGGGGGUCCUCACACUGACAAUGUCUUUUGGCAACCUGUCUACUAAAAUACAGGAGGAGGGAGUGGCUUCCAACAGUCUGGAGGAUGAGCUGGAAGUAACCACAUAUUGGUGGGGGGAGUGGGCCAAGUGGACAGCUUGUACACGCACCUGUGGUGGAGGAGUCAUGUCCCAGGAGAGACAUUGUCUGAAGCAAAGACAGAAAUCAGCUCUUAGAAAGGACAACAUGACCUGCACUGGAACUGCAAAGAAAUACCUCCUCUGUAACACAAAGGAUUGCCCAUCUGCUGGGCGAAGCUUUAGAGAGGAACAGUGUUGGUCAUUCAACUCACAGGUUUACAAUGGCAGGAACUACCACUGGAAACCCCUUUACCCAGAUGACUAUGUCCAUAUCUCCAGUAACCCAUGUGACCUGCACUGCACCACACAAGAUGGCCAGAGGCAGCUGAUGGUACCUGCUCGGGAUGGUACAUCCUGCAAGCAUAGUAACUACAGAGGGGUCUGCGUUGAUGGCAGAUGUGAGCCAAUCGGGUGUGAUGGGGUGCUUUUCUCAACCCACACUCUGGAUAAGUGUGGAGUUUGUCAAGGUGAUGGAAGCAGCUGCAACAGAGUCACUGGAAACUUCCGGCGGGGUGCAUCCAGCCCAGGAUACUCCUUCAUUACACAAAUCCCAGAGGGCUCCUGGGAUAUUCAGAUAAUCGAGAGGAAGAAGUCUGCUGACAUAUUGGCUGUGACAGACCAGGCUGGGAACUUCUUCUUCAAUGGGGCCUACAAGGUGGACAGUCCACAGAACUUUCCUGCUGCUGGAACCAUAUUUAAGUAUCGACGGCCCAUGGAUGUGUAUGAGACUGGAAUUGAGUACAUUGUGGCAAAGGGUCCCAUAAAUCAACCUAUCAAUGUUCUGGUGUGGAACCAGAAUGGCCGGACUCCCUACAUCACCUAUGAGUACACUGUACUGCGGGCUCCCCAGUCUCUGCAGUAUCCUGGCGUAGACAGAGGGACUAGUCAAGUUGGAAUGGAAAUGGGAAGCCUUUUGCUCCAAAAUCGAAGCGCUUAUGACAAAGUUAUCCCAGAGUCACAGCAAACCCAGAACCUGGAACAGGAGUUGAACAUGGGAGAGACAGAAAGGCAGAAAGGCAAGGAAACAAAUGAAGUGUAUGAGGAGAGAGCAGGCACUGACUGCCAGCGGGAAGGCCCACCCCAAUCUCAAUAUACAGAGGGGAACAGCAGCCGCUCAGGCAAUGUGGGUGUCCAUGUGUUCCCUGCAGCCCACGUGCCCUCUGAGGAGAUGCCAGGCUCUGAAAACCUCAUUUGGAGUGUGCUAUUUCAGGAGCGCAGUGUCUCAGAGGAGCUACUUAUUAACAUCUCCACCAACCAACUUUUCAGGCAGAGGGAGGGGGUGUAUUCCACUGAAACAGGGCCAUUGGAACUGGACUAUGCCAGCCUGCAGCAAAGAACCCCAUUUCCCCUCAAUGGCUCAUUGCAGGAGCUCGCUAUGGGUCGGCAUCGCAAUGACACUGGUGACCUCUUUUUCUCUAACAAGACAGUGUUACAUAGCCUGAGAAGCAGCAACCGGACCAAUCGGACCAGGAAUCAUCAGAAGUUUUUGCAGAAGCACUUCAGACUGAGUGCUGCCGACAUGUAUCGCUGGAAGCUGUCAUCUCAGGAACCCUGCAGCAUGACAUGCUCUAUAGGUGUGGCCAAGUCUUUUGCCAUGUGUGUGCGCUAUGAUGGAGCAGAAGUGGACGACAUGUAUUGUGAUGCCCUGACUCGCCCUGAACCUGUUCAUGAUUUCUGUAUUGGCCGAGAAUGUCAACCCAGGUGGGAAGCUAGCAGCUGGAGUGAGUGCUCCCGGACCUGUGGAGAAGGCUUCCAGUUUCGUUUGGUGCGCUGCUGGAAGAUGCUGUCCCCAGGCUUGGACAGUUCUGUGUACAGUGAUCUCUGCACCCUGGCAGAGCUAGAACGCCCUCCUGAGCGCCGUGCCUGCACAAGCCCCACCUGUGGACCCCAAUGGGAGGUAGCUGAAUGGUCAGAGUGUCCAGCAAAGUGUGGGCAGAGAAGUCAGGUCACUAGGGAUGUCAGAUGCUCGGAUGAGAAGAGUUCCUGUGACGUCUCCACACGCCCACCAUCAUCUAAAAACUGUACUGGUCCACCGUGUGAGCGACAAUGGACUGUAUCCGAGUGGGGCCCAUGCUCUGGGUCAUGUGGACAGGGGAAGAUGGUGCGUCAUGUGUACUGCAAGACCCCAGAUGGACGUGUGGUACCUGAGUCCCAGUGCACCCUGGACAACAAGCCGCUGGCCAUCCACCCAUGUGGAGAAAAAGACUGUCCCCCACAUUGGCUGGCACAGGACUGGGAGAGGUGCAACACUACAUGCGGACGAGGUGUGAAGAGAAGGAUUGUGCUAUGUGCUGGGAUCACAAGCGGGAAAUUUCAGAUCCAUGAGGAGGAUGAGUGUGAUGCCAGUAAGCGACCAGCAGAGGAGAGUACCUGUUUUGAGAGACCAUGCUUCAAGUGGUAUACCACCCCCUGGUCAGAGUGCACAAAGACAUGUGGCAUGGGAGUGCGCAUGAGAGAUGUGAAAUGCUACCAAGGACGGGAGAUUGUGCGAGGAUGCGACCCCUUGACCAAGCCUAUUGCCAAGCAGACUUGUGCCUUACAGCCCUGCCCAACUGAGCCCCCAGAUGAGAACUGCCAGGACCGACCCACCACCAACUGCUCUCUGGCGCUGAAGGUGAACUUGUGCAGCCACUGGUACUACAGCAAGGCCUGCUGCCACUCCUGCAGGGCUACACGUUCUUUCUAGCCCCUCCCAACUCCUAUAUCCACCAAGGCUAUGAGACAAGGAGCCUUCUGACAUUUACCUCCUCAAAUGAGGCAGAUGGGAUGGUUAAAAAAAAAAACUUUUCCUGUCUUGAGAUCCAGAGAGAUCUAGUGGAAUCAUCCCAGACACAGAGGUCAUACUCCA